This is a messenger RNA of Protopolystoma xenopodis, 891 nucleotides long. The record is from the annotation of a GenBank genome assembly. NCBI's taxonomy places the organism in Eukaryota, Metazoa, Platyhelminthes, Monogenea, Polystomatidea, Polystomatidae.
CAAUCUUGGUACAAACUGUGCGCCAAGUUCCGUCCACCAAGAAGGACACUUGCCGGUAUGUCCCCACGACUAUGCUGUCUGUGUCCGCUGCUGUUGUGGCUGGCCACCUCAGCACGCACAGCCGUAGACGAGCUGCACGGCUACCCGAAUUACGAGCAACUGCCACACCCCUGCUUUUUCGGUUCCAGAUGGCUCCCCAUAUUCCGAACCAUGUCACAGCACUUAACGGACGUCUCCCAGUUUGGCGAAGACUUCAAGGCAGACUCUAUUCACCUCAACUCUGCCCAAGGCCAUGUGGCCACUUAUUUGUCUGAUUGCCUUAAAAAGAUACACUCCUUCACUAAGCCUCCAGCAAGAUCGUCACCUAAACUCCUGUGGCCAGAGGAGGGGGCUGGGCCACACUUGAGCAGGUUGCGUAAAGGUCCGGACAAGUCAGCCUCGGUAGACAUGCAAGGCUCACCGAAGCGAUUGGGCAUGAAAAGCAUGUCUCCAGGUCUGCAAACAUUUGAGAAAAAUACGAGCAAGGCCCAUUCUCAUUCCGUCAACAUCUUUCUUCACAUCCUUUUCUCCGCUCAAUGCUGCAAAGUCACUUUGUCGAGCCGUCUAGGUCCAGUCGUCUCGUGCACUCGGCGCCAAAAGUCAACUACUCUUCAUCUCUGGGCACAUUGCGAUAAAUCCGGAGAAAUCCACAUUUCUAUUCUCUGCAUGGCAUGCCAACAAACGGUCCACUCUCACGUAUGCAUAUGGCAGGGCCUCGUGGGGCCCUCAGCAAUACCCCCCUUUAGCCCCAUCAUAGUCAAACGCAUUGGUGAGGUUGGAAAUUGGCGAGUCGAACUUGUGCUCGGCUGUCAUCAAGUAGGAAAUAAGAGGCCCCGAAGCAUCCUCUUGUAG